Messenger RNA from Trichoplusia ni (cabbage looper), 1373 nucleotides. It is a transcript of the gene OXA1L, whose product is annotated as mitochondrial inner membrane protein OXA1L. The record is from RefSeq and is a predicted model, not a curated record. Bases 112 to 1311 code for a protein of 399 amino acids. Gene Ontology annotation, molecular function: membrane insertase activity. NCBI's taxonomy places the organism in Eukaryota, Metazoa, Arthropoda, Insecta, Lepidoptera, Noctuidae. Gene Ontology annotation, biological process: mitochondrial respiratory chain complex IV assembly; protein insertion into mitochondrial inner membrane from matrix. Gene Ontology annotation, cellular component: mitochondrial inner membrane. The transcript has a single exon.
UAAUAUCAGAACAGAUUAGUGCGAAUGUCAGAAAUGUGCCGUAACAAUAAUAUUACGAGUUAAAUUGUAUAAAAAAUUAACCAUUUUCGAAGUUUAUACAAUAUUAUCACCAUGUUCAAAUUACUGAGCCGCCACGGGCGACCUAGGAGUGCAGUUAUAAAUUUAUUCUCAGAAAAGAGUUUUGAGGUUAGAAAAGCAAAGGUUUAUUACAUAUACUCUUCAGCUGGAUCUGUGAGGUUUUCAUCGGCUGGUGCAGGCGAUGUAGGCAAAACUGCGAACAUUGUUGAAAGUAUACCAGAGCCGCCGCCCGUCCCUGACCCUGCAACAGUCUUUGACGUAACUGCUGAAACUGUGCAGACUAUUGCUGCAAAUGGGGAACCUACUUUCGCCAGCCUUGGCCUUGGAGGCUGGAGCCCUGUCGGUAUGGUACAAAAUUGUCUCGAGUAUCUCCACAUCUCUUUGGAUGUGCCCUGGUGGGGGGCUAUUCUCAUAGGAACUGUUGUAGUUCGAGUGGUCAUGUUCCCACUGGUCAUAAUGUCACAAAGAAACGCAGCAGCUAUGAACAACAAUUUGCCAGAGAUUCAGUUGUUACAAAUGAAAAUGUCAGAAGCUAGAAAGACUGGCAAUCAGCUUGAAGCUGCUCGUUAUGCCCAAGAAAUGAUGACAUUUAUGAAAGAAAAAGGAUUGAAUCCUUUGAAAAACGUGAUGGUUCCUCUAGCUCAAGCCCCUCUUUUCCUUUCCUUCUUCAUAGGUUUAAGGGGAAUGGCAAAUUGCCCUGUGGAGAGUAUGACAUAUGGUGGGCUUGGAUGGUUUAUGGAUUUGACAGUACCUGAUCAAUUUUUCAUAUUACCUUUGAUUACUAGUGCCACUAUGUGGGCAACAAUUGAACUGGGUGUUGACGGAGGUCGCCUGGAUGCACAGAACAUGCAAAUGAUGAAGUACUUCCUGAGAGCUAUACCUGUCAUCAUGGUCCCCUUUACUAUUAACUUCCCAGGAGCCAUUUUAUGUUACUGGUGCUCAAGUAACUUCAUAUCCCUGGUGCAAGUUGGUGUGCUAAAGAUACCAGCAGUCAGAGAUUACUUCAAGAUACCUCAGCUCAUUAAACAUUCACCCGACAGCCUGCCUGUAAAGAAAAAAGGUUUUGUUGAUGGAGCUAAGGAGUCAUGGACAAACAUGAAAAUAACCAAAGAGUUAGCAGAGAGGCAGAGAGUAGAUGAAAUUAUUUUUACGAAAGCUGGCAAAGGACCCUUGCAGAAGACAUACAAAUUUGACCCGACAAAGUUAACUAAUAUUCAAGCUAAACCUAAGUAGGUUGUGAAAGAUUUUUUGUUUAGUGUAGACUAUUAUGUAAUAAAUGUUAUCUAAAUUAAGAA